Molecule: messenger RNA, 2156 nt
Organism: Brassica napus (rape)
Lineage: Eukaryota; Viridiplantae; Streptophyta; Magnoliopsida; Brassicales; Brassicaceae
Product: CRIB domain-containing protein RIC6
Exons: 3
Coding region: 963-1577 (204 amino acids)
Source: RefSeq, a predicted model, not a curated record
UUGGUGUUGGUAAAAAAGACCCAAAAAUGAUUUCAGUUUCUAUUAUUGAAUAUAUCGCUACCUUUAAUAGUUUCACUAUUCCGAAACUGCAAGGGUUUCGUAGUGAUGGUUUAUAGUCUCGUAAGAACCGAACCACUUUCAAAAUGAUUAAAAUCUGCAUCGUUAUUAUUUUUUUAAACACGCUUUUGAUUUCCAUUUACAUCAAAAAUGUUAAAAUUUCUUUAAAUAAAAUUAAAGUUUUUCAUGAUUUUCCAUUUGAUGAAAUAAAACUUAUAUCUAUAUUACUACUAUAUAUAUAACGAAUUCUAAAUUUGAUUAGUUCUGAAAGUAAUAAGUUCAAAAGAUCUAAACCAUCAGAUUAACGGGAAUCUUCGUUUAAGAUGAACGUUUUCCACUCGUUUUACCGUACCACCUCUAUACUCUCUCCACCAUUCUUCAAACGAUCAUUUUCUUUUGAUUUUUCUUUUCUCUUCAUUUCUUCGUUUGAUGAACCUUUGUUCCUUGAGAAAAUCGACGAUUUUAGGUGAAUCUACUUUUUUUUAUCAAACCAUUUAUUGUUUUGUUUUCAGUAUUCCGUUCUUUUGUUACAGGAGAAUCCGCUAAAAUAAACCUAUAACUUUUUGAGAUGCAUUCUUAUUUGUCUCCAAGAUCUUUUUUGGAGUCUUGAGAAAUAUAUGAAACAUACUUUCUUCAAAAAAUUUAUCUACCAUAGUAUUCAAGUUUGAUAGCAGCCAACUUGUUAUUUCUGAAAAUACGAGUUUUCCAAAAACCAGCAUUUUGCGAUGGUAAAAUCCUUUCUUUUUUUGAAAAAAGGGGAAAUAGUAAAAUCCUUGUUCUUGCAUGCAACAAAUUUUCUUUGAUCUCUUUUUAAAUUUUUACAUUCUCUCUUUCCAUUACUAGCAAAAAAAAUUUCCUAUUUUUAUUUUUAUUUAAGCAAAAGAAAAGACCUGAAUUAGAGUUCUAUGCAACUUACAAUGUCAAGCUCCAUGAAAAGCCUCCUGAAAGGCCUCCGAUACAUUUCUCAAGUAUUUGAAAGUGGAAAAGAAGAAGAAGAGAUAGAGAUAGGGAAUCCAACAGACGUAAAGCAUGUAGCCCAUAUUGGUUGGGAUGGACCAUCCGCUACUCCUGCCUCCGCACCAAGCUGGUUGAACGAGUUCAAAACUGGAGGCGGGUUGGAAUCUGGACAAGGAGGCGGAGAAGAUGACUCCUCCGUGAAAUGUAUGUCGGAAUGUGGCGGCCGGACCAGAGAUUUACCAAAACUACCAAAAUCUACGAGGAAAGCGGCGUCAGAGAAAGGUUCUCCAACAAAGGAAAUAUCAUCGGAUAAAACUAAACGCCGGUCUUCUAAAAAAGGAACAACAUCAUCAUCAAGAAGACCAAAGGAAGUGUCCGAACUAAAUGAUCUUUCUUUGACACAUGAAGUUCCGAAGAAGUCGAGGAGGAAAAAGAAGACGAAAGAAACUGGAGGAUCAACUAGAUCGAUUAGAAGAUCUGACGUGGAUAACAUGUCAGAUUAUAUGUCCGAGACUGGUUCUGUGAGAUCUAUGCCUCAAUUCGACAGCAGAGAUGAUUUUUGAAAAGGAGUGCCAGAAGAUUGAGAGUUUUUCAUGCUUGUAUAUUGCUUAAUGAUUUUUCACUGAACAUACCAAUAUCAGUUUUUUAGUCUUCGUUUUUGUACUAUUAUUAUCGUUAUUUACUUAAGAAUAUCUUUUGUACAUCAUCCAAAACUACCAUCUAUCAAUCUUUGGAUAAGAGGAACCAAUUCCGUACUUAGAAAAGAGAGUGGUGCAAGUGAGAUAAGCAAACGUUGAUUGUCCAUCCAGCUCUUGUGUGUUCUUCGAUAAUCCAAUGGAAAAAAUCACCUCUUCUUUCAAUGCAAGAACUCUGAGGAGGUUGGAAGGGUCUGAACUAGAGACUACUAUCUAGGCCUAAUCAAUCUAGAUUUAGGUUCGUUUUUUUCUUCUUGUCUUUUUUGGCUUUUCAAUUUAUUAAAAUUACUAUUAUAUUAAAAUCAUAUCUAAUUUGGUUUGAUUCAGUUUAUAUACUAUCGAUUUUCGGUUUAUUCGGUUUUAUAAAAAAUCGUAAUUUAUUUAUCUCUUAUAACAAAUUUUAGAUAUGGGUUUUUUUUUUGCUGAUCCAAACCAAAUUAGAUAUGG